Messenger RNA from Hypanus sabinus (Atlantic stingray), 8250 nucleotides. It is a transcript of the gene setbp1, whose product is annotated as SET binding protein 1. NCBI's taxonomy places the organism in Eukaryota, Metazoa, Chordata, Chondrichthyes, Myliobatiformes, Dasyatidae. Gene Ontology annotation, molecular function: DNA binding. The coding region runs from base 718 to 5448 and encodes 1576 amino acids. The record is from RefSeq and is a predicted model, not a curated record. The transcript has 5 exons.
GGCAUGAAUGCCAAACGUGAUUGCGAGGGCCAGAUUAAUUGUGAGUGCAGCUCACCCUCGUCCCCUCCCCCAUGUGGCAACAGGCAGGUAACGAGCAGAGGCAAGCGCUGUGCGGUGUGAGAAGCACAGGCUCCUCCAGCUCGGCUCGGAAUUAGCAUUGUAGGAGGCCCGUUGCUGUAACAAUCACUGCCGUGCGCUGUUGGCUCGUCCCUUUCCACCUCCCCCCUCCUCCUCCUCCUCCUCCUCCUCCCCUACCCUCCCCUCCCUCCCAGCGAACUGCGGAGCUCCGCAGCGGCAGCGAACAGCGGCGAGCCGCCCGCGUCGACAAGUGCUUUCAUCCCGAGGAACCCCGCUUCCGAAAGCAGGCGACUGAUCGCGGAGCCCGGCUUGUGUGCGGAUUGAGUUUGCUCCGGACCAGCAGCUCGGAGCAUCGGAGGCGCCAUUUUCCUCCGUGUGCGGCUCGGAGCUCGGAGCUGAGCCGAGACCGGGCUCCGCUCGCCUCCUGCUCGCUGCUCGAGUUGACAGAUCCGAGCAUGCCAUUUUCAGGACCCUGCGAGCUUUGGGACUAGUUGGGAUCGCAGGUUAUCGGCGCUGGACAUGGGUUAAUUGUAGUGUGUGUUUUAUUUGGGAGAUCGGAUUACUUUGGAGUGACGGGGGACACUGAAAAGUGCUGAAUUCCUGCUUUCCAUACUCUCUGUGCCUUUCGCAUACGUUGGGAUGGAACAGAGGGAGGCGGCGUUGGGCUGCAGGCAGAACCCGGCUGAUGGGGAUUUCAGAUCGGCCGGCAGCAGUACCAAGUCUGCAGUCUCUCCUGGAGCUUUGAUGCAGUCGUCUGGGAGCCAGAUGAACGGGGGAAGGCUGGAUCAGGACGACGAGGAGAGUGCCUGUUGUAGCCAGGACUCCAACUCCAUCACAGACAGCGAUAAAUCAAUGCAGGGAGAUGGCCUGGAGGAACACGAGUUUUCCAUCAAGGAGGCGAACUUCACAGAGGGCAGCCUGAAACUCAAGAUCCAGACCACCAAACGGCCUAAGAAACCUCCCAAGAACCUGGAGAAUUAUAUCUGCCCUCCGGAGAUCAAGAUCACAAUCAAACAGCCAGGGGAGCAGAAGAGCUGCAGGCCGAGCAAAAGUAACAAGAUGUCAAAAGAAGAUGAAAAGAAAAAGAAGGGUCAAGCAAGGUCUCACAAGCAACCAGAAGUGCGAUUCAGUGAAAUUCCCUCAAGGUUGCAACAUGACUUCAUUGCUGACGGUGUGAAACCAAAGUACCAGGAGAGACUGAAUCAGGACCAGCUUGAAUGGUCAGCAUCUUCUGGAAUCUCCCCUACUUUUCAGAGUAAUGUAACAGACGUUGAUGCUCAAAGGGAAGUGGCAAGCAUUGCUAACACAAGUUCCAUUUCAGAUCAGUAUUGUGACCUGUCAGCUUCACAACUGAGUAAGCGUGUUUCUGGCUGUACCUGGAAUCAGUUUAUAAACAGCAAUGCUGGAUUGUCCAUCAUUAAUGCUAACCGGCUAGUGACUCCUAAGUUCCCCACUGGUCACCAAGAGCCCAUGGUUACACAAACUAAAACAGUGGACAAAAACAAAGAGCAUUGUGAGUCCACAGAGCAACAACGUGGGAGUGGGUCAGGAAAAACCAGCAAAAGAGAUACCAAAUGCUCUAAAGUCCAGAUAUUAGACAACUCCAUUGAGUGGGACAAAAAUGGCCAGAAGGGAGCAGAGUUAGAAUUUCGUGGGACUACAAAAGGCAGGAAGGAUAUUUUGGCUAGUCAUGUUACGAACAGAGAGCCACCAUCAAGAGCAUCUCCCAUCAGGCCCCCUGCAUUGAGCAGUCAAGAAAAGGAUUCAGGUUCUGUGAUGAUUAGAAUCCCAAUAAAUCCACAGACACCAAUGUCUGCUGGCAGCAGAAUGAGAAAGGGAAGGUUAUCAAAAUCAAUCUUGGAUAACAGACUACAGCCAGAGCCUUUGUAUGCUGAAUCAAAUGUUAAGAAUGCUGCAAGUAGCAACGUUUCCAAUGAUGAAGGCGUUCUAACCAGCAGGAGCCAGACUGGUAGCAAGGCCAUCAAGCAGCAGAGUAGGAGUAUGGAGAAUGAACUUAGUCAAAUCAAUCUAACAGCAGGGAGAGCCUGUGAGUUAACUGACCUCUCAAAUAAUGGCAGCAGGGUGAGAAAGCCAACUGCAAUAUUGGCAUCACCUGUUUUCAUCGAUCCCACCAAAAGCAGAAGAGGAUCGACAGAAGUGAAGCACUCAAAGCAUUCGGUUAAAAACAGCACCAUUUCUGCCAAAUACAAAACCUUGAGUCUUCUGAAAGAAAACAGCAUCUUGCAGGAAAAGACUACAGUCAUGGAGCCUCCAUCUGCCUAUCCUAUAACCCCAGCGAGUCCGUUGUAUUCUAACACAGAUAGUCUCACAGUAAUCACACCAGUGAAGAAGAAACGGGGAAGACCAAAGAAGCAACCCUUACUUACAGUUGAGACAAUACACGAAGGAACUGCCACAAGCCCAGUAAGCCCCAUCUGUUGUGAAUCUCCCAACGGCAGUAAGAAAAAGAAAAAGAGAAAAAACCCUAGUAAACUGAUACCAGUUGAUUCUGUCACCUUAGAGCCUAAUCACAUGCCAUUUCCUAAAAAAGAUGGGAAAAUCAAUGUCCUGGAUAAGAAAACAAUCAAAACUAUCAAUAAAAUGAAAACCAUGAAACGAAAGAAUAUUUUGAAUCAAAUUCUGUCUUAUUCUAAUAAUACAGUACUGAAAAAGAAAGUUCAGUCCUCCAGCACUGCUUCAACAAUCUCAUCUGCCCUUGAGACAAAGCUAGGAAAGCAGAUCAAUGUUAGCAAACGAGGGACUAUUUAUAUCGGCAAAAAAAGAGGAAGAAAACCAAAAGCCAUGGGACAACUGCAGCAAAUUGGAAACAAAGGUGCUGAGAAGUAUUCAAAGCCGAUUUCUGCCCAUUCAGAAUCUCCAACCGUGCCUUUUGGUUCACAGCUGGCUGGAGCAAUGUCACCAACCACUGCACAACCAUCACCUCCACAGGCAGUUGGGCCUGCAGGAAACCUCAGCCCAGUCAGCAGUGAAACCAACUUAUCUGAGUCAAAGGCAAUGCCAAACCUUCAGCCAAUUAGUGCACUUCCUACGAAAACCCCAAAAAGCUUGCAUGCAAGCACUUGGAAGUUGUCUCCACCAAGGCUUCUGGCAAAUUCUCCUUCCCAUUUAUCUGAGGCAGCUUCUUUAAAAGAGAUUACAUUGUCACCUAUCAGUGAAUCUCACAGUGAAGAAACAAUACCUAGUGACAGUGGAAUUGGAACAGACAAUAACAGCACUUCAGAUCAAGCAGAGAAGAGUAUGGAAUCGCGCCGCAAGUACUCCUUUGACUUUUAUACACUUGAUCCCUCAGAAGGUGCAACAGUAGAUCCUGGUGCAAAAGGAAAGCACAGUCACAGACAGAAACACUUGCUUGUGGAUGAUUAUCGCAUUCAUGAAAACAUGAAGAAACAGAAGCAUAGACGGAAGAGAAAGAGCUUGCAAAUGCACAGCAGAGAUGACCUGCAGUUCAUAGCAGACCUCGAAGAACUAACUGCAAAGUUCCAAGUAUUUCGUAUCUCUCACAGAAGCUACACUUUUUACCCUGAUAACCCGUAUCCCAGUAUUUUUAGGGUCAAUUUUGAUCACUACUAUCCUGUGCCAUAUAUUCAUUAUGAUCCAUUACACUAUCUUCGCCGGACAGCUGAUCUUAAGUCUAAGAAAAGGCGCGGCAGACCUCCCAAAGCCCAAGAGACUAUGACAAAGGUGCCUUUCUUACAGGGUUUUGGUUACCCAUUACCCGGCGGGAGUUACUAUGCACCCUAUGGCAUGCCUUAUACAUCAAUGCCUAUUGCUACAGGUAUGAUGAACCUUGGGUAUUAUGGGCAAUAUUCAGCUCCUUUUUACUUGUCUCAUGCACUUGGGUCGUCAGCCCCCUUCAUGAGGCCUACAAUGCCUCCACCCCAGUAUCAUACCAGCUCACACUUAAAAAUGCCAACCACUGCCAAACACAAGGUAAAGCAUGCCGUGCAUUUGCAGCCUUCACUAGGGAUGGAUUUAAACACCAUACAGCCUUCUUUAACGUCACAAAGAGGUAGUGGUGGUGCAGGAAUACCAAGCAGCCGAGUCCAUAAACGCAAACAUAAGCACAAGCAUAAACACCGAGAUGACCGGCUCAUGGGGUCACGGGAAGAUUUAGGUGAGAUUUUUGGGCAUAAGUCUGAUUUUGCUAAAGCUUUAGUCCAUCAGAAGCUAGAAAGCUGUGACAAAGAUCUUCCACUGGGUGCUGACAAAGGAAAACAUAAAGAGAAACUGAGACAGCAGCAUGUUGAACCGAUGCACACAGGACAAAAGGUCUCAAAAAACAUCUUUGACAUCGAUACAUCAUCAAAAUUAGCUUUUUCUGAUUUACCGCAAUGGACAAGGACUACAGAAAAAAAUGAUUCCAUCACUGAGUCUAUUGAUGCCUGUGUAAAAAGGUACACAAGCACUGAGACACGGAUGAGGCGGGAUAACUCCAUGGACCCAUUUGGGGAUCUGCACUCUACAAGCAGUAUGGCUGAAAAGCGGGAAAAUGAAUCAAAUGGGAAUAGAAAAAGGCACUUUGAGGGAUUUGGAUCAUAUCGGGAGAAGAAUGGACCUGUGCUUAGGACUAACAGAAAAGACUGGGGGCAAACUCUAUACAGUACCCCUGCAGCACCAGGUUUAAUAAACUCACACUCCAAGCUGGAUCAAAUGAUGUUGCACAAACAUGAUCGUGGCCUUUCCAGUGUAACCAGAAAGAAAGCAAUUUCAACUGAAAGUGUUACUGUAUCAGCUCAGUCAUCAUCUUCCUCACCUUCACCAUCUCCAUCGUGUGAAUCAGUUCAAAGUCCUACUUCUUCACCCAGGAGAAAGCUGAAGAGGAGGGAAAUUGAAGCUAUUCAAUGUGAGGUCAGGAAGAUGUGCAAUUAUGACAAAAUUCUUGCAACGAAAAAGAACUUGGACCAUGUCAACAAGAUCCUGAAAGCCAAAAGAUUGCAAAGACAGUCAAAAACUGGCAAUAACAUAGUAAAAAAGAGGAGAGGCCGUCCGAGGAAGCACCCUUUGCCGCUUGAUGAAGACUUAACAGACCAGAUGCCAGUACUGGAGAAGUGUGUGGAUCUUCCCAGUAAACGAGGUCUGAGGUACAAUUUAGCCCCUGAAAUGCUGGCUGCAGCCAGUCAGGACACAAUCAAGGACACAAUUGAAGCUGUAAUAUGCAUGGCACAGCAACAGCAGCCGAAGUCAGAUAAAGGCACCAAAAGAAAGCAGAAAGAGGAAAUUGGGCAAAAUGUGAAGAGACAUAGAAAGUCCAAAGAAACUGAAAAAGAGGCAAUCACCACAAGUUCUAAAAGGUACAACAGUUUGAACAUCUCUGCCACCAGCUACCAGUCAACAGCCAUCAAUCACUGAAACCUUCCUGCACUUUAAUAUUACUUGGUGAAUGAGAAGGGAAUGACUAAGAUUCAGAUAUUGGAAAAUUUUUAAAUGAUAACCAUUUUCUCACACAAUCCACCGUAUGAAAGGGAUGGCCUCUUCCAGCAUUCACUGCGUUCUUUAUAAAUACCAGACUCCACUGUCAACAUCUGGUGUUUCGAUAUGUCAGUUCAGUUUCACUAUUUUGUACAAACAUUCCUUCUCCCUGUUUACCGCGCUCUAUCCACGGACCCAUUAUUUGCAAAGUGAGCAACGUGUAAUGGUGUUUUAAAGGGUAAGCUAGUGCAAGUACAGUACUUUUGGCAGCCUUUUAGAAGAAUGUAUUAAUGAAAUGUUCCUUGGGAAGGCAGGCAAAAAUAACAUUACGCUUGCAACUGUGUUUCUUAUAUACUGGAUUUAUAAUCAAUAUAUGCUAGUUGAUUAAAGGAGAAAGAAAGAAAUUUUAAAAUAUUCUUGCCGACAUUCAGGCAAUACUGUACUCACAGAGCCUUAAAUGCAAAAGUGUUAUCCAUGUAAAGCACUUUCUGCGUCAGUUCAACAUAUGCUCUUGAAAACUCAGCAGAAAUAAAAGAAAAGUCAUAAAGGAAUUUCCAAUCAAUAAAUGUCCCAAGUUUUUUUACGUGUUGAAAAUAAAUGUCCCUGCCUUGAUGGACAACCCUGUCAAAAAGUGACAUUAAUCAGAAUCUAAAAGAGGUCCAUAGCACAAAAUAGAUUCAGCCUGAACUUCUCAAGGGAUUUGCUGGAUCUAUUAUUGCCACCUAGACUUUUAUCACUGGGCUCUUCCUUUGAGAAGCAAUAUCAUACAAAGCAGUGAACAUAGAACAGUGCAGCACAGUACAGGCCAUUCGGCCCAUGAUGUUGUGCCAACCUUUUAACAGUGAAAACAAAUUCAAAAUAUUCUUUCAAUAGAGAGAUUUGUAUCUGAUCCCUCCCCCCAAAGAAAUAAUUGAUUUCCGACUCUCGCACUUGCCCCUAAAAUCUUUGAGCAAUUAUUUUCACAAGUGACUUUCUGUAAAGGUAGGAAUUGAUGUUGUAAUCUAGAUCAUUUAAAAGUAUAACAUUGUGUGCCCUCUUGUAUGGCCUUACAGUUUUCCAAAGUAAAUAGAUGUUAACAAAAAAAAUUAAAAUAUAUUUUUUCUGCAAUUAUCUAAGUUUCACAUCAAAUUUAUUCAUGCAAUAUUUAAGAGACUGUUCUCCAAAAUUAUAAAAUGUCCCUGAUUUGCCCACAAUAUUACUUUAAAAUUAACUCUCACCUCUGAACACACAAAAUAGAAACAUCCAAAAUACACAAAGAACAUGUUGAAUAUUUUCCAUAACAAACAGAACUGUCACCAGCUGAAAUCUAUACAAUGGAUAUCAUAGAUAUCGUUUUUACCUGUUCAUUCUUAGCAAAUGGUAAUCCCCAUCCGCCAGUUGUCCUUUCAAAAUCAAUCACUAGUGAAGAAAAUAUUCUGCUGCAAAGGGACAUUUCUUUUAAUCAUGUCCUAGUUAACAGUGUCAGUGUAAAUCACAAUUUCCUAAAUUAUUGUAUGCAAAUAAUCAGAUACUUAAUAUCAAAGAAAUGGAUGCUUAUCCCCAGAGUAACGGUUGUCUUGUAUCCUGGUAAUCGUGUUUUUUUAUAUUUCUUUAUGAAAACUGGAUGAAAAACUAACCUUAAGCUUUUGAAUUUCUGUAUUUAAUUUCCCCUUAUGCAAAAAGAAAUUAAGUGUUCUUAUGAUGAUAAUCCAAAACAUAUUUUCAAUUAUUUUUAAAAAUGAAUAAUUGUGACUGCAGUUAAUAUUUAGGCAAAAUGUUUAUAUCAUGACAGCCUUAAUUCAGUCAAAAACAAUAACCUGUUGUAUAUAAUGUAAUUACACAUCUUUGACCUGCAUGGGUUCAAACUGUCUGAAUCAUCUUGUCUGUGUAAUUGUCAUUUUAACUGUUUUUCAAUCAACUUUAACCAUUGAUUUUGAUGCCAAACAAUUGUUUUAAUGCAUCUGGGGUUUGGGAAUGGGGCUAAUUGAAGUUGGGGGUGGAGGGGGUGGGGAGGGAUGAAAUUCAUAUAUUCUACAAUAUACAAGUUUUAAAAGUAACCCUUGCCUUUAAAAUUUGGUACUUGGUGUCACAGAAGCAAAACCAUUAAAAUGACAAUGACAUAAUUGUUUAAAAUGGACCACAGCAUUGACAAAAUUUUAUCAGCAUGGAGGUACAGUAAAUUUUGGGUCUGAUAUAGCACGGUAUUGUGCUGAUGUGAAAUAAUGUAUUGUAGCAUAUCUAGUGAAAAGCCUGCCAAGGUUGCAACACUAAAACAAUACAGAGACAUUGAAAGAACUGCCAAAUGUUCUACACGGGUGUCCUAGUCAAAUCCCAGUGUUUUGUUUUUACUCUGGCUUUUAUUUAGGAAGAAGAGCAAUUUUUUGCCGAAAGUUGAUAAGACUACAAAUGAAGUUACAAAAAAAAAUGUACCUUUAAACAUGGGGCACAAGAUCCUUUUACAUAGUGCUGGCUUAUUUUAGUCUGUAUUCAUAGUGUUUUUAAACCUUUUUUAGAGUGUAUUUGCAUGUUAUUAUACUUGACUGUAUGUACACAUAUUUUAGACAAAUAUUAUAUUUGUAUUCUAAUUAAACAUAGAGCAAACUUGUACAUUGUUGUUUGAAAUGUUUUUUGUAACGGUUUUUAUUCAUGAAGCAUUUUUGUACAUUGAAUAGAUAUGAACUGCUGUUGAUUGGCGCUGAUGUAUUUGGCAUGCUGAUUGUCAUGCUUCUACAUAUAGUUGUUGGUUUUUAAAACUUUUUUUCC